Messenger RNA from Somion occarium, 426 nucleotides. The record is from the annotation of a GenBank genome assembly. Lineage: Eukaryota; Fungi; Basidiomycota; Agaricomycetes; Polyporales; Cerrenaceae.
UGCAAGGUGGCUAUGACCCGAGUGUCUCGUGCACUGCCUCACUGCAAUGAAAUGAAGAUACGGAGGAUUGCUGUGGUAUUCCAGACAGUCUGUGGCAGAGCGCUGUCACAAGGCAAGAUGUAUCACUGUUCAUGCAUCUUUCGUGCGUAUCAACAUCUUGAUUUUGAUGGUUUUCAACAACGCGAAAUCUGCUACUUCUGCCAUUCGGAGGUUUGUGCCAAGGCCAGUCCAUAUGCUUUCUGCGCCAUCAGUGUGGAGGGCUUUCGAUCCUCCGAUGAAUCCAAGCCUACCUCGCACGGCUCAUCAACCGUUGUCUCGGUCCAUCUGUGCCUACUGAUGACGAAUAUUUCAUGCGUACCAAGCUCAAAGAUAAUCAUGGAAUGCCUUAUAACAUAGUAAUGAUGGACGGCAUGCAAUGGCAUCGUU